Molecule: messenger RNA, 6993 nt
Organism: Coffea eugenioides
Lineage: Eukaryota; Viridiplantae; Streptophyta; Magnoliopsida; Gentianales; Rubiaceae
Exons: 39
Coding region: 199-6687 (2162 amino acids)
Biological process (GO): maturation of SSU-rRNA from tricistronic rRNA transcript (SSU-rRNA, 5.8S rRNA, LSU-rRNA); positive regulation of transcription by RNA polymerase I
Cellular component (GO): small-subunit processome; 90S preribosome; t-UTP complex
Molecular function (GO): snoRNA binding
Source: RefSeq, a predicted model, not a curated record
UUCCCGCAUCCCAAACGGAACAGCCGCUUAACUGGAAAAACCCUAAACCCUUGCGCCAUCUUUCAUGGGCGGUUGGUCCGCAUAAACCUUUGACGUCCACCGUUCUCCACCCUGCGGCAACACCUCUUUCGAAUCUUUUCUUCAGUUUCCCGAAAUAUUUUUGAAGGAACCUAUAGAUAUUUCAAGUACUGAACAAGAAUGGGGACUUCAAUAGCUUCGCAGUUACAGGCACUCAAGUCAGUGGUAAAAGUCGACACUGAGCCGCCCAAGAAACCCUUUACUCGACCUUCUAUUCUAUUUAAUCCCAAAGAUGCUGCGGAUAUCGACAUCGACACCAUUUUUAGCCUUGCUCUCUCCGGUUUGGAGAUUCUAAUUAGUAAAGAAGAGAGGUUUCGGAACUACAAGAGUACAUUAUUCGGUCACAAGAGUAGGGAGUUGGAUAGGGAGCUAAUGGGUAUUGACAAAAAUAAUCAAAUUAAUAAUGACAUUUCUUCAUAUUUGAGGUUAUUGUCUGACCAUUUUGAAUUAGUCGCUGCUCGAAGGACACUUGAGUACUUGAUACGUAGAUACAAGAUUCAUAUCUACAACCCAGAAGAACUGAUUUUAUGCACUUUGCCGUACCAUGACACCCAUGAGUUUGUUCGAAUUUUGCAAUUAAUUGAUACAGGAAAUGGUAGAUGGAACUUUCUGGAUGGUGUCAAAGCAUCAGGUGCACCACCACCUAGGAAGGUUAUUGUGCAUCAGUGCAUGCGGGAUCUGGGCGUUUUGGAUGCCAUUUCUGAAUAUGCAAGGCCAAAGAAGAUUCAACCAAAGAUUGCUGCUGAUUUUUGUACCGCAAUUAUGAUGGAGGUUCUGGGCUCAUCGCCAGCUGUUAACAGUGAUGCUCUGAGGAUAAUUCUUCAAUAUGUUCUUUCUAGACUUGAAUCCAAUCCCAAAGAGAAACUGCAACAGAAGGCAGGGGCACUGAUGAUUGUUGGUUUGCUAGCCCAAAAAGUGGCAUUAGCUCGUGAACCUCGUAGAGCGUUGAUUCGCUUGGUCGUUGUUGUUGCUGAAGACUGUGCAAAACAGGCAAAUGAUUUGCAAUGGGUUCGUAUGUCAUUGAUGGCGUUGAUUAAUAUCAUUCAGUUGCAAAGUCUGAAGGAGAUUCCCAGGAACAGUGUUGAUAUCCUUGUAAAAAUCAGAUGUAUUUCAGAGGUUCUUGGUGGACUGACUGAGGAGUUCAAUAUUGACAAGUUCCUGACUGUGUUCCUGGACUCCCUUCUUCAGUACAGUUCUGAGUACAGUUUUGCUGACCAGAACUACCAUUGCACUUUGAUUUCAUUAUUGGAGUCCAUUCCUUUGAAAUUCCAUGUUGAUCAUGUGGUCUCCAAACUGCUGGAAGUAUGCUCAACUAUAUCCAAAAAGAUGGAUCAGUCAAACGCUUCGGAAUCAGUGGGAAGCCAACCUAAGGAAAUUCUAGUUUCUCUAUAUAAAAAAUAUCCCAUGGAGCUACGCCAAGCUAUUCACAAGAUUCUUCAGGAUACUGAAGUGCAAUCUGGAAAAGAUGGAUCAAAACAUGAAAUCCUUUCCAGGAUUUUAGAUGGAGAUGGUGAUUUCUCAUUAGAAUUUCCUGAUUCAAAAACUUGGUUUGCGCUCGAACAUCCAAAGGCUGAGGUACGCCGUUCUGCACUGUUGGGGUUGGAUGCAGGUGGAAUUCUGAGAUAUAAGGCUGUUAAUUCGAAGAUGUUCGACAUUGUUCAAGAUGCAGUACUGCGUCGACUUCAAGAUGAUGAUCUGGCUGUUAUUCAAGCAGCUUUAAAUGUGCAGAGUCUAGAUCACAUGAUAAGUCCUUCAAUUCUUCUUGGCACCAUCCAGAGUGUGCUUAGUAGAUGCAUUAAAAUUUUGUUGAUGGGUGCAUCUAAUGAAGCAUCUAUAGCCAGUGAAGUUGCUGUGUCAUGCUUGCAGCUAGCAAUCACAAGUUUUAAAGAUCAAGAUGAAUACAUGAAACCUCUAGCAACAAUGAUUUUUCCUCUAGUUCUUAUCCUACCAAAGACACAAAGAGUGAAUUUGAAAGCUUUGGAACUAGCCAAGGGAUUGAAGUGGCCUUUCUAUAGGAAUCUAAUCGGUCUUUCCUCGUCAAAGGAGAAAUUUGGACUUGAGCGUAUGUCUUCAGUAAAUUUGGAUAAUAUCGGCAAGUUAGCAGAAAAUUUUCGGAUGCACCAUGAAGAGUUGAUACCUUGGCUUUUGGAAUGCUCCAGUAGAUUCCAGCUAUCAAAAACAUUGCUCUUUUUAAUCCUUUUGCAAUCAUUUAUGGUUCCAAAACUAGAUUUUGUUCAGUUUUCUGCAUUAUAUGAUGCCUUGUUUCCAAUCCUUCAACGUGAGUGGGAAAUGUUGGAGUCAACUGGGAAUGUUGCUUUUGCAGAAGCGUCCAACUUAAGAAUGCUGGAUGGGGAUUGCAGAAUGUUUGUCGAGCGUCUAUUUGACAGCAGCGUCAAUGAGUUGGCUUCUGAGAUCCUAGUUUGUUUAUUUUGGAGAUUGGUGGAGGCAUUUGUUACUGCAGCACCUGACGCUGAUAAAAAUGCAAUAUGGUUAUGCAAGCUUAAGAACCUUUAUGUAUUCUUUGCAUCUCAGUCAAGUCAACUUUUCAAGAAGCACCUUACUCACCUUGUCACCAAGUGCAAAUCCUCGUUGUCUGAGUUUCUCCCAAAGUUGUUCACUGAAGAAGGGGUUUGUUCACGAGUCCAAGUUGAGAGUCUUCAUUCCUUCGUGCAUCUUUCUUCUCAGUCAGAUGAGAAUUUAGGAAUUCAAGUGCUUGCUGAAUUUCCUUCUGUUCUUGUCCCUCUGGCUAGUAAUGAUCAGGAUGUAAGGAUGGCUGCCAUUAGCUGCAUUGAAGGAUUAUUUACAGUGUGGUCACGUGUUAACCCCUCUGGAUGUAAAAAUGGAAACAGUGCUGUUUGGGUUUACUUUCUUGGGGAGUUCUUCAGCCUGGUGGUUCAGCAGAAGAAGCUAAUAUUAUCAGACCAGAAUGUUCUUCCAUCUAUUUUCAAGUCUUUGUUCAGCUCCUCUACUGAUAACCUUUUAGUGCAACCGAAUAUUGGAAAGAGGUUUGAUGCGUCGACAAAGGAUGACUUCCUGGUUUUCUUGUUAGGCUCAGCAUUAGGGCUUCCUGCCUUUGCAAAGCUGAAAGUUCUUUCUUUGCUCAAAGGUUUGGGAAGUAAAGUUACAGAAAUUACUGGUGUGAAAUCAUUGCUUCAUGAUCUUCUGGAAAGGCGGUACCAAUAUCAUGUUUUGCACAAUAAGUUAGGUCAGAAAUUGUCAAAAACUGAUGUUGACAUCCUGUGCCUUCUGCUGGAGAUUUGUACAAUGCCUGCAUCGCCAGUUGAUGGAAAUCAAUUUGACGAUCUUUUGCUAGUUAAGGCAUUGGAGAUAAAUGGAAGUGUAUCUGAAGACCCAGCUGUGGUGGAGCCUUGCUUAACAUUUUUGAAGAAUCUUAAUAGUUCUUUGUAUGGAGGUUUAAAGGCUGAAACUCAGGAAAUUCUCUUCAGAUCUCUUGUUAUUCUGUUCCGGAGUGGGAAUGCUGAUGUGCAGAACUCCUCUACAGAGGCCUUGCUACGGAUAAAUAUUAGCAAUUUGGUUGUGAGCAAGAUGCUUGAUUUCGCAGCAGGUUGUAUAAGUAGUUCUAGUGGUUCUGCUGUUGCGAAGAAGAAAAAGAAACCAGUUACUCAUCAGGACUCUGAUAUGUUAGGUGAUUUGUCUCAGCAAGGAGAGAUUGCAAUCUCUUUCCUUGGCUCUCUGCUUGACAUAUUGAUGUUAAAAAAGAACAUGGAAAACAGAUCUUCUCUUCUGGGUUCAUUGUUUAAACUUCUUCAUCUGAUUUGUAUGAGUAAUGAGGGGGUGCUUGGGACAGUGGAUGAAGCCAGCAAACAUAUCGAGGCAUCAUCUGGAGUCUCUCAGACUGUUUCCAGCAGUCGAGUUUACAUUAAACAGGCAUUGCUAUUAAUCUUGGAAGACAUUGCUUCAUCAACCGUAAAGGAUUCUCCAGAACAGGAUGACAUUUCCCAUGUGUUCGACUUGGAACUGCUGGUUAAAUGUGCUAGUUUGGCAAGUGACACAUCCACGCGCAAUCAUGUGCUCUCAUUGUUCUCCACUGUUGCAAAGAUCAUACCAGAUAAACUUUUGGACCACAUUCUGGACAUACUGAAUGUCACUGGUGAAUAUGCUGUGAGCCAGUGGGAUUCUUAUUCACAACGUGUAUUUGAAGACCUCAUAUCUGCAGUUGUCCCAUUUUGGUUGUCAAGGACUGGUGACAUGGAGAAGUUGCUUCAGAUCUUUGUUGAUGUACUGCCCCAAGUUUCCCAGCAUCAGAGGCUCUCAAUCAUUGUAUGCCUCUUGAGGAAUCUGGGAGAGAGCAGAAGCUUUGGUUCGUUAUUGUUCCUCCUGUUUCAUUCCUUAGUCUCAAACGAGAGUCUAUUCACCUUUUUUGAUGGAGAGCCUUCUAUAGAUGCCAUGAUAACUGUAAUCAAUACAAAAUGGGAGUAUUCAUUUGCCAGGCAAUUAUCUGCACAAUAUUCAUGCAUGACAUGGCUUUCUUCACUCGUAUUGCUGCUCCAGAGAAUAGGAAUCAGUCCUUGGAAUGAACAACAUUAUAUGCUGUUGGUAGUUGCAAUGCAGUUUGUGUUAGAGAAACUGCAAGAUCCUGAGAUUUCUUUCCUGCUUGAUUCAAGAGAAGAUAUAGAUUCAAUUCAGACAACACUAGGAGCUCUUAUGGAGCAAGUUGUUUAUCUUCUACAUUGGGUUAAUGCACGAAAAAAGCGAAUAGGUGUUUUUCUGGCUACAAAAAAUGGACUAAAGGACCACUGUCGUGUUGUUUUGAAGACUAUUGCAGAGGGCCUGGUACCGUUGUCAUACUUCAAAGUGAUCAUUCAAUUGCUGAGACAUGAUGACAAAAAUGUGAGAAAGAAGGCUCUUGGGCUUCUAUCUGAAAAGGUAAAAGAAAGUGGCACCAUCAACAAACUUCAGGAAAGACGGCAAUCUAAGAGAAGCCUUAGAAACUCAUGGCUUCACUUUGAUGAGAGUGCACAGAUAUCCUUUGAUGAAUUGUGUUUGGAAAUAUUGAAGUUAGUUGAUGGUUCAGAUGAUAACUCGGGUGGUGCUUCAUUGAAACUCACUGCUGUUUCAACAUUGGAAGUAUUGGCCUACAGAUUCCCCUCGGAUAAUCCAAUUUUUGGCAUGUGUCUCAAAUCUGUCAGUAAAAACAUCUGUUCAAACAAUUCUGCUGUUUCUUCUGGUUGCCUUCGUGCAACCAGUGCUUUCAUUCAUGUACUUGGUCCGAGGGCCCUGUCUGAGCUCCCUGGUAUCAUGGCAUGCAUGUUCAGCAGAUCACGAGAUAUUUCUGUGCCUGUUGCAGAAGAAUCCAAAAGUCAUGAUGUCAGUUCUUCUACUGCAUCGAGAACUAUGAGGGACUCUGUUUUCUUGUCUGUCCUCAUUAGCCUAGAGGCUGUUGUCGAUAAACUUGGUGGUUUCUUAAACCCAUAUCUUGGUGAUAUUCUGGAACUUCUUGUGUUGCAUCCUUGGUAUGCUUUUGCAGGAGAUGUCAAAUUAAAUUUGAAAGCUGAUGUGGUUCGGAAGCUUGUAACUGAUAAAAUUCCUGUUCGACUUCUACUUCCUCCUUUGCUGAGGAUAUAUACUGAUGCUGUAAAGUGUGGAGGAUCAAGUGUGUCUGCUGUAUUUGAAAUGCUUCAGAAUAUGGUGACUGCAAUGGAUAGAUCUACUAUCAGCACUUAUCAUGUGCAAAUUUUUGAUCUUGGUCUGCUGGCUCUUGAUCUUCGUUGUCAGCAUCCUGAUUCGAUCAAAGAUAUUCAUGUUGUGGAGGAAAAAGUGAUUAGUUCUAUGGUCUCUCUGACUAUGAAACUUACAGAAACAAUGUUCAAGCCACUUUUUGUAAAGAGUAUUGAGUGGUCAGGAUCAUACACGGAAGAAAGGGAGGGAAGAAAAACUAUUCAGCGUGCUAUAUCGUUCUAUGAUUUGGUGAAUAAACUUGCUGAAAGCCAUAGAUCAUUGUUUGUUCCUUACUUCAAGUACUUGCUCGAUGGUUGUGUGCAUCAUCUCAGUGAAGAUACGCAAGUUACUUUAACUAGAAAGAAGAAGAAGGUGAAGCUUCAGGUGGCAGUGGAUGAGAAAAAAGACUCAGGCGAUGAAUUAUCUGUUGGACUGUGGCACCUACGGGCAUUGAUUUUAUCAUCGCUGCAUAAAUGUUUUCUUUAUGAUACUGGGAACCUUAAGUUUCUUGAUACAUCAAACUUUCAGGUCCUCCUGAAACCAAUUGUCUCGCAGCUUCUCAAAGAUCCACCGUCUUCUCUAGAACAGCAUCCUGAUGUACCAUCCAUAAAGGAAGUCGAUGAUUCAUUGGUCGCUUGUGUUGGCCAGAUGGCUGUUACUGCCGGCUCUGACCUUCUCUGGAAGCCCCUGAACCAUGAGGUGCUGAUGCAUACUCGAAGUGAAAAGGUACGGGCCCGCAUGUUGGGUCUGAGAAUUGUCAAAUAUCUGGUAGAGAAUCUAAAAGAAGAAUAUCUGGUAUUCCUACCGGAAACCAUUCCAUUCCUUGGCGAGGUGCUUGAGGAUGUUGAAUUACCUGUAAAAACUCUUGCGCAAGAGAUACUUAAAGAGAUGGAAUUCAUGAGUGGUGAAAGUCUUCGACAAUACCUCUAAUGUUGUGCACUUAAACAAGUGCCUUUGGAAAUGUCUUCACCGAGCGAGUUAAAAACCAAAAUUUUGGCGAUGUACCUCAUAUUUUUGAAGCUAUAGGCUUGAUAGUUUCUUGUACAUAUUGACGACACAAUUGUGUAGGAAUUUGUGCAGGCUAUAUAGCUGCUUUUCCAGUUUUCUCAGGGUAGCACUUUUGUGGGGUUAGUUUUGUUUUCCUCUUUUACCUGUACGAAUAGGCAAAUUUGCUGGAGGACCACGGUUGUUGGAUUUGGUAAUAUGUGAAUAUUUGCCAACUUGUCUUCACGAACA